GGCCUGGGAACGCUUGGCCCCGGGCUGCUGAGGAGCCUGUGACGGGGCGGAGCGGCGCCAUCCCGGCCCAGAGGCUUGCUGACCGGCAAGCUCUGCGCGCCCUGCGGAGGUCGGCGGCCACUAGCAGCGACCGCGGAGCGGCGGCGGGCGGCCCCGGGUAUGUACGCCCCCGGAGGCGCAGGGCUGCCCGGCGGGCGCCGGCGGAGGAGCCCGGGAGGCAGCACCCUGCCCAAGCAGCCGGAGCGUAGCCUGGCCUCGGCCCUGCCGGGCGCCCUGUCCAUCACGGCGCUGUGCACUGCCCUCGCCGAGCCUGCCUGGCUGCACCUCCACGGCGGCACCUGUUCCCGCCAGGAGCUGGGGGUCUCCGACGUGCUGGGCUACGUGCAUCCGGACCUCCUGAAAGAUUUCUGCAUGAGUCCCCAGACUGUGCUGCUCCUGCGUGUCAUCGCCGCCUUCUGCUUCCUGGGCAUCCUGUGCAGCCUCUCCGCCUUCCUGCUGGAUGUCUUUGGACCCAAGCAUCCUGCCUUGAAGAUCACCCGUCGCUAUGCCUUUGCCCACAUCCUCACAGUCCUGCAGUGUGCCACUGUCAUUGGCUUCUCUUACUGGGCCUCCGAACUCAUCCUGGCCCAGCAGCAGCAACAUAAGAAGUACCAUGGCUCCCAGGUCUACGUCACCUUUGCCGUCAGCUUCUACCUGGUGGCAGGAGCUGGUGGGGCCUCCAUCCUGGCCACAGCGGCCAACCUCCUGCGCCACUACCCUACAGAGGAAGAGGAACAGGCGCUGGAGCUGCUGUCGGAGAUGGAGGAGAACGAGCCGUACCCAGCGGAGUACGAGGUCAUCAACCAGUUCCAGCCGCCCCCGGCCUACACACCCUAAUGCCAGCCCCUGGGGUUUCCCCCUCAGCCCCCCGCCCCAGCUCAACAGCUCCGUUCAGCCCCCUGAGGAGCCCCUUUCCCCCAGCAGGCCUCACUGGUAGCAUCCCGACCAUCUUCUCCCCACUGUACCUGGAGAGACUCCCUCGGCGUUCCCCGUGCCUGGAUGCACACUGGACGUCAUGCACUGUUCCCAGCAGCCACCUUCCUCUCCCUGCCCGAUCACGUCACUAGCAUUACCAACCAGGGUUGCCACAGCCCACCUCUCCCUUCCUGGACCGGAGCUUUUUGCCUGGGUCUCUCCUGCGGGCACUGCUGACAGUGGACACACAGUUCCAGCCAGAGGGGUCCACAGGGCCCAAGAGAAAGGGGACUGGGCCCUGCAGCCUGCUUCUGAAGGGUCAGUGUUUCUUCCAGUUGUCCUUCUGGGCUGAGCACCCAGCCCUCCUCCUCCGAGUGCCCCAACACCUAGGGCCGCGCACUCCGGGGAGUUCUCUGCACUUUAGCCUUGGGCUGCGGCCUGUGUGUUCGCCUUGUCCUCACAGGAGAAGGAAGGCUGUUGGGAAGCAGAGCGGUGGCGCCCCCACCCGCCCUUGCUCACUCGGUUACUGCAGCGGACCUGGCACGGGCCUGCCAAGGAUGAGAAGCUCCUCGCCCUUCCGCCUUUUCAAACAGGGGUGGCUUUAAAAGGGGGUCGGGGGCACGAAACCCAAGCAACAGCAACAAUGCUCUCUUUUCAAAGUGGGGACAAGCCUGUUGUUGUUUCCGAAAAUUGCCUCCUGUUCUUUUUGGUUUUGCAAUAUUUUGGGUCUUAGCACCUUCCAAGCCCAUGACAGUUCCUCCGUGAGUUUCUCCCAGCAGAAUGCAGCCUUCCCCCCACCCCCUACUCCCUCCCAAGUCUGGGGCUUUCCUGUGGACCCCAGAGUCCCAUUGCCCCUGAGGGGCUUCAGACUGUGUGGCCUGGCUGGCCGGCCAGCAUGGUGCUCCUCAGGACUGUGGCACUGAGAUGUAACCUGGCCUCCAUUCAGGAACAGGGGCCCCUCCACAGGGAGCCACCAGUGGGCCCCCUUGUAUCAGGCGCCAGGACACUGGAUCAGACUAGUGGGCCUGGCUGUGUGCUCCAGGCUCAGCACGCCCCUCAGACUAGCGGGCCCCGGCUUGCUGCAUGCCCCUCCCCUUCUCAAAUGUUCUCCGACCCACAUGGUGCUGGGUCUGCCUGGAUUUCCUGCCCCGAGAGCUGGGGUGUAAAGUGGGGGAAAGCAGAGACCGCUGGGAUCCCAUGGCCACACUGCCCUGUGGCAUUACUGGAGCAGUCAUGACCCCAGCCCCUCCUCACCCCUUAGGCUACGAGGCAGAGUUAGACGAGAAUGGACAGCGUUGUUGGGCCCCAGUGCCCCGCCUGGCUUCAGUCAGAUGGACAUCUGCACAGGCCAGCUGUGUGGGUGGUGAAGACCCUGUCCUCACUGGAGCUCACUGAGUGGUGUCAGAGGGCUCCCAGUGCCUCUCGCGCUCACCAAGCCUGCCUUCUCUCAGGCAAGAAGGACUGCUGUGCCACACCGGGCCCAGACCAAGGAGCCCUGCCAAGUCUCAUCUUUCUGUUGGGGACCGCGUUUGACGUUGGCAGGUUUCUGAGGCGUGGCCAGCUCCCUGACAGUGGGUGUCUGAGCAGGCAGGCCAAGGACUGGUCAGUGCAUGAGGCCCUAAGGUGACCCUGUGGGCUGCUCCAUGUGGUUCAGAGCCCACCUUUUACUGGCUUCCCAUGCCCUGACCUUCCUUUCUCCCUGCCAUCUGAUACUGAGAGUUUGCCAUCCAAAUUCCCCUGGUUGUGUUUUUUUGUUGUUACUAUGGUUUUUUUUAAGAAAAUAAUUAAAAACACAAAAACAGAAACUACAAAUAA
Echinops telfairi (small Madagascar hedgehog) is the source of this 2769-nucleotide messenger RNA. RefSeq names its product transmembrane protein 127 (gene TMEM127). The record is from RefSeq and is a predicted model, not a curated record. The transcript has 4 exons. Bases 160 to 876 code for a protein of 238 amino acids. Lineage: Eukaryota; Metazoa; Chordata; Mammalia; Afrosoricida; Tenrecidae. Gene Ontology annotation, biological process: negative regulation of cell population proliferation; negative regulation of TOR signaling. Gene Ontology annotation, cellular component: membrane.